Saccharomyces mikatae IFO 1815 is the source of this 657-nucleotide messenger RNA. It is a transcript of the gene MED7, whose product is annotated as mediator complex subunit MED7. Gene Ontology annotation, biological process: regulation of transcription by RNA polymerase II. Bases 1 to 657 code for a protein of 218 amino acids. The record is from RefSeq and is a predicted model, not a curated record. The transcript has a single exon. Gene Ontology annotation, molecular function: transcription coregulator activity. Gene Ontology annotation, cellular component: mediator complex; core mediator complex. NCBI's taxonomy places the organism in Eukaryota, Fungi, Ascomycota, Saccharomycetes, Saccharomycetales, Saccharomycetaceae.
AUGUCUAAUGAUCCUGGCAAUGAGGUCAGCUCACUGUACCCGCCUCCACCCCCAUACGUAAAGUUUUUCACACAAUCAAAUAUGGAAAAAUUAACAAAAUACAAAGAAAAUAAGGCCGCUAACACGAAUAAGGCUACAUCAAAUGAUAGUAAUGACAGAGAUGAGGAGGAGAUAACAUGUGCCCUAGAUUAUCUGAUCCCACCCCCCAUGCCCAAAAACCAGCAGUACCGAGCGUUUGGAAGUAUAUGGCAAGUCAAGGACCAACUGCCCGAUUUAGAGAGCAUGGGACUAACUCAGCUUUAUAAGAAGUCCACAGAGAACGAAAGCACUAAUUAUCAAUACAAAAUUCAGGAGCUGCGCAAACUGUUGAAAUCGCUCCUGCUGAACUACUUGGAACUCGUCGGCGUAUUGAGUAUAAAUCCUGAUAUCUACGAGCGCAAAGUAGAGGACAUAAGAACGAUUCUUGUGAAUAUACAUCACCUGCUUAAUGAGUACAGACCACACCAGUCUCGAGAAUCCCUUAUCAUGCUGUUAGAAGAACAGCUGGAAUACAAGCGCGGCGAAAUCCGCGAAAUUGAGCAAGUGUGCAAACAGGUACAGGACAAACUUGCCAGCAUACAAGACACCUUAAGAACUAAAUCACACUCUUUUUCAUAG